UUUAACAGGCAAAAUUUGGAGCCUCAUAAGUCAUACAUACCUGAUGGCCUUGCACUUUCAUGGCUUUGAACUUCAGCACUGUUCCUCUGCAACCAAAACAUCUCGGUUUUCUUGUUCCUAACCAGAAACAUGAUCCCUUUAAGCUGUAUUAUUCUCAAGCUUCUUCCUUAAGAAGAGCUGCUAUUUCUGAAGAAGGAGAUGGAAGAGUCACUGAGGAGGAGCUUCCUACUUACUCUGGGUCAUUAUCUUCUGCUCGAACGCAGCUAGAUCUCUUGGAUCAGCUCACAUCCAGCAGCUCAGGAGUUAAUGGUUAUGAAAGUGAUAAUAUCUCUGGUAAACCUACAAUUCGUGAUCAGCUCGCUAAUUUGGUUGGUGAUCGAGACGAUGACUUCAGCAUUCCUUUGGGUAAGAAUCUGAAGAAGGUUAGUGCCAAGUUCUUAACUACUUCACAGAAAAGAAACAUCAGAAGACAAGCCUAUCUGACUGAAGUAUCUCGGAGGAACGACUCAACUUUCUUUGCUACAAUCGGAGCAUUUGUCAUCCUUCCACCCAUUGUCAUAUUAGGAAUUGCAAUAGCGACAGGUUAUGUGCAGUUAUUUCCAUGACUUGUAUAAAUACUUUAUAUAAAGAUUCACUGUUUCUGUUACUAAUAUAGUGAAACUUUAUAAGAUUGUAAAAGUCCGUGUAACUCUCGAGAUGAAUGGUCACUUGGAGUUCUAAACUAA
Lycium barbarum (goji berry) is the source of this 725-nucleotide messenger RNA. RefSeq lists its product as uncharacterized. Gene Ontology annotation, cellular component: chloroplast. The transcript has 3 exons. Bases 60 to 605 code for a protein of 181 amino acids. NCBI's taxonomy places the organism in Eukaryota, Viridiplantae, Streptophyta, Magnoliopsida, Solanales, Solanaceae. The record is from RefSeq and is a predicted model, not a curated record.